UACUAUUCAUGCAAGAUUAGCUUUAGCGCUCGAAAUAUACCGUAUAGCGCGAAAUUUUAAGUUUCGCGAUUUCGUGCGUUAGCAAAAAUUAAGUCCACGAAAAUUGUUCUUUAAUUCUGCUAUAACGUGCAAAGAUUUAAAGGCGUGGCUUCCAGUAAGCAGUCAUUUCGCGAACAUUGUGCAACGAAAUGCUUUUAGAGGCCAUUCCACGAAAUAUAAAUGCCUCGAAAAUUUCGCGCUAUAAGGUACUUAAAUUCCUCUCUUGCUUCCAUGUACAACAGACUUACAAUGUAGUUGUAUGCUUUAAUGACAGUGUUAUGUUCAUAUAAACAUCAUUAGAUACCCUUACUCCGUCAAGAUAAGGCAUUCUAUGCAUGUGUAUUAUGAUAUUAUCCUAUGGAUACUGAAGAUUAUCACGAGUCUGUGCCAGUAACUGCACGAGUGCCUGCAAGGCACGAGUGACAGUUACUAGGCACGGACGAGUGAUGAUCAUCAGUAUCCAUGGGAUAAUGCAUUUAUUGCUUGGCAACCAAAAUGCAAGUUGAAUCUGUGCAUGCGCAACAUGCGGUUGCUUUAUCAACCAGAAGAAUGCGUAGCAACAAAAUUGAUUUCUCCCAGUUGAAGACGAGUUUAAGAGAAAGAAAACAGCUAGAAAGACAAAGAAAUAAGACUCUAGAACACCAAGAGAGCUUGCAGAAGGCUACUUAAAGAUUUUGUAGAGAACAGACAAGAAAAAAGACAAGAAAAACGUUGACAACCAGCAACCCUUUUUGAAAAUGGAUAGUUCUGAAGGAUAAACAGCAUGUGCUUGCUUUCUAUUAUGCUCCAGUGUAUCAGAAGAGGAAACAUGCACUGCUAUAACUGAAGAAAAGUGUGACAACCGUUUUUGAAGCCAAAACGACUUUAUACAAGCCUGAACAGGCUUAUAUGGUGGUCCAGUACACUUCUACAUGUACGUGCAAUACUCCACUCAAAGCACCCACUUCCAACACUGAUGCCUGUUUGAUGCGUUAAAUAUGAACACUGACAACCUCCUGACCCUCAGCUUCACUGCAAAAAUAGCACAGAAGUGAUACAGAGCAUCAGAAAACAAGAAAAGAGACUGAUAAACAUUGCAAUGCAUGAUUAUAAGUGUGUAAACUAUGUUUUUUCUUGUUCUCUCACUGCUGAAAACGUUUUAUUCCAAAUAAGAAUCACUUCCUAGUGUGCAAUAACAAGUGUGCAAUAAUACUUCCGGGUGUGCAAUAUGGAAAAAUAUCUGCACAGUCGGUGAUGAGUCGCUUCCUGUGCAAUUUGAAUGUAAAACGCUGAUGUCAGCACUUAUUAAAAAGCAAUAAAUAAUUAUAUUUAUGAUAUUACCUGCCCCCCUCAUAUCCAUGGUGGGCACCAUAGUCCCCAACCUCCCCCUCUCACUGGUAACGUAGAUCCCACCAAGAUCGAGGAGAUACGACGCACCAUCUACAUCGGCAACCUGGCUAGCAACAUGACGACUGAACAGGUGCUCACUUUCUUCCAGCCUUGUGGUGAGAUCAAGUACGGGAGGAUGGCCGGAGACAAGACCCAACCCACCAGAUGAGGGGUUGCUAGUCAAUUUAGUUUACAUUUGCAGUACCCGAGUCUGUGCCCAUAGCCCUUCAAUACAACGGAGCCAUGUUUGGAGAGCGUCCAAUCAAUUGCAGACAUGUUAUGAUCGAGUGAGGGCCUCCUCCCUGCGUACCACGGUCACAGUGGACCAGGAGGGGAGGGGACAGGGGCAGAGGUUGAGUACCCGAGUACCUCCAGGACCAGUUCAGUAAAGAUGCCCAAACACUCACUCCUAUAGCUCUCCUAGAAACACUGCUACUAUAGAUCUAGAGACAGCACUGUGUAAUUUUGAUGGUAAUUUUGAUAUUAAUGUUAUUAAAGUUGAUGAUGUCAAUGUGGGUAGCCUGAGGGAGAGUCCUGGCUAGCUUGCAUUCAUGGCCUCAAAAGAGGCUACUAAGAUUGAAGUGAUCAGGGAUGAGAUAGAAGGAACGAACCUAGGUUUAGAGACAAGUGAUUUACAGCUUAUAUAUGAAGCAUUGUUUGAAAUGAGGGCUAAGUGGCGGCCGAUAGAUUUGAAGCUGGGGUUAACUCCUGGUACCCUCGAUGCAAUCGAACAAGAGAAAAGCAAAAUGUCUAAUCGAUUAGAGGCAGUCCUACUUGAUUGGCUACAGGUGACAAUAGGAGCCACAUGGGAACAACUGAUUGAUGCUCUACGGUCAGCUCUGGUUCGUGAAAUACGAUUAGCAGAGAAAUUGGAGCUGAAAUACUGUUCUCCUGAAACUGGCCACAGAGAGAAAAGGAAGUAUAGGAACGAUGAUGAACAGCAACUGACAAAUGAUAUUAAAGCCAUUGAGAAGAAGUUUGCUAACCUGCAAACAGCAACAAGAGAAUCUUUGAAGAUGAAGAGGAAGAAGAGGAAGAAGAUUGUUAAAUUGAUGUCCCUGGUAGCCCUCCUCACAUCGUAUCGAACGUCCCGUGCUGUGAUUGACAAGCAGAGUGACAUGCUGCUUGCUGACCAGCAGGAAGAUCUCAGAAAGGCUGCUAGUGUUGACGAAAUCUUUGUCAUUAUCUCUCCAUUUUGGUCGUUCCUUGAUUUUGAGAUUCUAGAAGGUGUGAUUAAAAAGUUUGGAACUAAAAGUGAUAAACGUGAUUUGGCUAAGUAUUUCACUGAGCUCAGAAAGUUUCUCAACGCAUGGAAAGUAGAGCCUUGCAAGAUUAGCCGAUUGGAUGAUGAUAAAAAAAGCGUUAAACUUUGCUUCAAGCUUGACACUGAUUCUCUUGCAAUGUAUCGUGACCUAAAGGCUGCUAUUGCUAGGAUAUUUAAAGUCCAAGUCUAUGCUUUACACUUGCAUUCGAUUGAGCCCGGUUGCAUUCGGCUUAUUUUCUUUUGUCUAGAGAGUGUACCUAUUAUGGCUCUCAGAAGUGAUCAAAUUGCACAACUAAGUCAAAUAAUUCCUUCUGUGCUAAAGGUGUCAUUAAUUCAUGCAUGGAUCAACAAAUGAAGUCCUCUUUGAGAGAGAGGAUAGAAGUCCAUCUCCUGCUCACAUGCAGCAAGCCAGUACCACCACCUAAGAUCUAUACUGAAGAGAAAGGGGAAAAGACAAUCCAAAAAAGCCACGGAAAAAAGUGGUAUCAGCGAUUAUUUUCUUGGAAAACAUCACAAAGAGCAGGAGAAGAGGCUGAACCCAAGACUACACCAUCACCAGGGGAAACAGUUGAGCCCACAGUGACAAGAGUAACUAAGGAGAGUAGUGAGUCAUCUACACAGGGGAAAAGGUGGUACCAAAGAUUGUUUUCAAGGCAUUCAUC
Molecule: messenger RNA, 3333 nt
Organism: Halichondria panicea
Lineage: Eukaryota; Metazoa; Porifera; Demospongiae; Suberitida; Halichondriidae
Exons: 7
Coding region: 1959-3026 (355 amino acids)
Biological process (GO): signal transduction
Molecular function (GO): protein binding
Source: RefSeq, a predicted model, not a curated record